AUGGAAUCGGAGCGUUGGGCCGGGGGCGUAGAUUGCGUGGGCGGCGAUAUGCUGGCGACGCUGCUGGCACAAACGAAAUAUGGCGGCGUGGUGACGGCCUGUGGACUGGCCGGCAGUGCCAAAUUGAGCACGACCGUCAUGCCGUUUAUUUUGCGCGGCGUGGCCCUGCAGGGUAUCGACUCGGUUAUGGCGCCACUGGAUGUGCGGCAGCGGGCUUGGGCAACGUUGGGAACUACGCUCAGUAGUGCUGAAGACCGGGAGCGCCUGUCCGCCAUUUACGCAACAGCGCCGCUAAGCAAUGCUGUUGACCUUGGCGCGCAGUUGCUGGAAGGCAAGGCCCGGUCGCGUCAGGCCGCCAGCGCGCUGCACGAUUUAGGCGUGUGGCAGGGCGAUCAGGUGGCGCUGCUGAUGCGCAACGACUUUGCAUUCUUUGAGGCAACGUUAGGCGCUUCUCUAUUGGGCGCUUCCCCCGUACCGCUGAACUGGCAUCUAAACGCCGAAGAAAUUGCUCACAUUUUGGACGACUGCGGGGCCAAGGUGCUGGUGGCUCAUGCCGAUUUGCUGACCGAAGCGGUGGUCUCGGUGUGCGAUACCGGAAGCGCAAUGUGCGCUGCCCGGCGCGGUCCCGGACUGGCGCGGUUGGACAGACUCAUUUCCGGAAUGGCUGAAGCCCCCAGACCGGUUGCUGGCCCCAUGUUUUACACUUCCGGCACCACGGGCAUGCCCAAGGGCGUAAAACGCAAAUCGGCCAGUGCAGAGGUGAUCGCUGCCAUUGGGCAGCGAACCAAUGCGGCCUGGGGUUUUGAUCAAAAAGACAUCCGCUCGAUUAUGAGCGGACCGUUGUAUCACUCCGCGCCAAACGCUUACGGCAACCAUAUUGUUCGCAGCGAUGGUCUGCUAGUUCUGCAACCGCGAUUUGACGCAGAACAAAUGCUGGCGAUGAUUGCAGCGUUUGACGUCACCCACCUGCAUUUGGUGCCAACCAUGUUUGUGCGCCUGUUGGCCUUAGCGGACGCGGUGAAAAGUCGCUACGAUCUUUCCAGCCUGAAGUUUGUUACCCACGGUUCAGCCCCAUGCCCGCCGGAUGUUAAGCAGCGCAUGAUCAACUGGUGGGGACCGGUGAUUCAUGAAUAUUACGCCAUGACAGAAAUUGGCAUUGCUACCGCCUGCACCAGUGAGCAGUGGCUGGCUCAUCGGGGAACAGUGGGGAACGCCGGCCCUGGCGUCGACCUGAAAAUUCUGGAUGACGAUGGCGAGGCUUGUGCACCUGGUACGCCCGGCGAAAUUUGUGUGCGGUCUGAAACCACCACGCGAUUUGAAUAUCACCGCGAUCAUGGAAAGACCGAUUCGGUCAGGCUCGGAGAUUUUGUUGCCACCGGCGACGUGGGAUUCCUUGAUGAAGAUGGUUUUCUGUUUAUCAGCGACCGAAAAACUGACAUGGUGAUAUCCGGCGGAGUCAAUAUUUAUCCGGCAGAAAUUGAGAAAGUUCUGCUGACGAUGGAUCACGUUCGCGAUUGCGUUGUGUUUGGCAUUCCCGACGCCGAAUUUGGCGAAAGAUUGGUUGCUGUGGUGGAGUCGGCGGAAACGCUGGACGGUGAAAAUCUGGCGGCAGAACUGCGCAGCCAUAUCGCGAGUUAUAAAGUGCCUAGAGAAUAUUUCUUUGCCGACAACCUGCCGCGUGAAGACAGCGGAAAAAUCAAGAAACGCGUGGUUCGAAAACACUUUUUAGCUGGCACUAUAGCUGUUGCCGACCAUACGGCUACCGGUUCUAAAUGA
Nerophis lumbriciformis (worm pipefish) is the source of this 1776-nucleotide messenger RNA. NCBI's taxonomy places the organism in Eukaryota, Metazoa, Chordata, Actinopteri, Syngnathiformes, Syngnathidae. The record is from RefSeq and is a predicted model, not a curated record.